Amphiprion ocellaris (clown anemonefish) is the source of this 5997-nucleotide messenger RNA. It is a transcript of the gene tnpo1, whose product is annotated as transportin 1. Gene Ontology annotation, molecular function: small GTPase binding; nuclear import signal receptor activity. The record is from RefSeq and is a predicted model, not a curated record. Lineage: Eukaryota; Metazoa; Chordata; Actinopteri; Pomacentridae. Gene Ontology annotation, biological process: protein import into nucleus. The transcript is spliced from 25 exons. The coding region runs from base 168 to 2840 and encodes 890 amino acids. Gene Ontology annotation, cellular component: cytoplasm; nucleus.
GUUUAUAUGCGACGGGAGACGGAAUGGCCCGAAGCUUUUCCAGCUUGUUGCGAAAACGGAUGUGGCUGCUGUAACAGGCCCAUGUCUGAAAACCCAGACAGACGGUCACAUUUCAGCAGAAAGACAACUACGCAGAAACACGUCGGCCAGGCCAGAACAGCAGCAAGAUGGAGUGUGAGUGGAAGCCAGACGAGCAAGGACUUCAACAAAUUUUACAGCUGCUUAAAGAGUCUCAGUCACCAGAUACGUCCACACAGAGAUCCGUCCAGCAAAGACUCGAGCAGCUGAACCAGUAUCCAGACUUUAACAACUAUUUGAUAUUUGUUUUGACGAAGUUAAAAUCGGAAGAUGAACCCACUCGGUCCCUGAGUGGACUGAUACUGAAGAAUAAUGUGAAAGCUCACUAUCAGAACUUCCCUAAUGGCGUGUCUGAUUUCAUCAAGAGCGAGUGCCUCCAAAACAUCGGAGACUCUUCUCCUCUCAUUCGGGCCACUGUGGGUAUCCUCAUCACCACCAUUGCCUCCAAGGGAGAGCUACAAAACUGGCCAGAGCUUCUGCCUAAACUCUGCCUGCUGCUGGAUUCUGAGGACUACAACACAUGUGAGGGAGCAUUUGGAGCCCUGCAAAAGAUCUGUGAGGACUCCGCUGAGAUCCUGGACAGUGACAUGCUGGAUCGCCCACUUAACAUUAUGAUCCCUAAAUUCUUGCAGUUUUUCAAACACAGCAGUCCAAAAAUCAGGUCUCAUGCCAUUGCCUGCGUCAAUCAGUUCAUCAUCAGCAGGACUCAGGCUCUUAUGCUACACAUCGACCCUUUCAUUGAGAACCUGUUUGCACUAGCGACAGAUGAGGAGCCAGAGGUGAGGAAGAAUGUUUGCAGAGCUCUAGUUAUGCUGCUGGAGGUUCGCCUGGAUCGUCUCCUGCCACACAUGCACAACAUCAUAGAGUACAUGCUACAGAGGACUCAGGACCAUGAUGAGAAUGUUGCCUUGGAGGCCUGUGAAUUCUGGCUUACACUGGCAGAGCAGCCAGUGUGUAAAGAAGUGCUGUGUGGUCACCUCUCCCAGCUCACACCGGUGCUUGUCAACGGGAUGAAGUACUCUGAGAUUGACAUUAUCCUGCUCAAGGGGGACAUUGAGGAGGAUGAGGCCAUUCCAGACAACGAGCAAGACAUCAGACCACGCUUCCACCGCUCCCGCACAGUCGCUCAGCAGCAUGAGGGUGAUGGGAUUGAAGAAGAAGAGGAUGAGGACGAUGAACUAGACGAUGAUGAUACAAUAUCUGAUUGGAACCUGCGCAAGUGUUCAGCGGCAGCAUUGGAUGUGUUGGCCAAUGUGUUCAGGGACGAUCUACUGCUACACAUUCUACCCCUUCUCAAAGAGCUGCUCUUCCAUCCGGAGUGGGUAGUCAAAGAGUCUGGGAUCCUAGUGCUUGGGGCUAUAGCUGAAGGCUGUAUGCAGGGCAUGAUUCCAUACCUGCCUGAGCUCAUCCCCCACCUCGUCCAGUGUUUGUCUGACAAGAAGGCCCUGGUGCGAUCCAUCACCUGCUGGACACUGAGCCGCUAUGCGCACUGGGUUGUCAGCCAGCCCCCAGAUACUUACCUGAAGCCUUUAAUGACAGAACUGCUCAAACGUAUUCUGGAUAGCAACAAGCGCGUGCAGGAGGCUGCUUGCAGUGCCUUUGCCACUCUGGAGGAGGAGGCUUGUACAGAGCUCGUGCCCUACCUGGCAUUCAUCCUGGACACACUGGUGUUUGCUUUCAGCAAGUACCAGCACAAAAAUCUGCUCAUUCUCUACGACGCGAUAGGAACACUUGCAGAUUCAGUGGGACAUCAUCUCAAUAAACCGGAGUACAUCCAGAUGUUGAUGCCUCCAUUGAUCCAGAAAUGGAACCAGUUGAAAGAUGAAGACAAAGAUCUCUUCCCUUUAUUAGAAUGUCUGUCUUCAGUAGCUACUGCCCUGCAGAGUGGCUUCUUGCCCUACUGUGAGCCUGUGUACCAACGCUGUGUCAAUCUGGUCCAGAAGACCCUCGCUCAGGCCAUGCUUCAUCAGUCCCAACCAGACCAGUAUGAGGCCCCUGACAAAGACUUCAUGAUCGUGGCUUUGGAUCUUCUUAGUGGACUUGCUGAGGGUUUGGGAGGCACAAUUGAGCAGCUGGUCGCCCGUAGCAACAUCCUCACUCUCAUGUAUCAGUGCAUGCAGGACAAAAUGCCAGAGGUGCGUCAGAGUUCUUUUGCUCUGCUUGGGGAUCUGACCAAGGCUUGUUUCCAGCAUGUCAAACCAUGCAUUGCUGAUUUUAUGCCCAUACUGGGUACUAAUUUAAACCCAGAGUUAAUAUCAGUGUGCAACAAUGCAACAUGGGCCAUCGGAGAGAUAUCUAUACAAAUGGGGCCUGAAAUGCAGCCAUACAUUGCCAUGGUGCUGCACCAGCUGGUGGAGAUCAUUAACAGGCCCAACACCCCAAAGACUCUACUGGAGAACACAGCAAUAACAAUUGGUCGUCUUGGUUACGUUUGUCCUCAAGAGGUGGCACCCAUGCUACAGCAGUUUAUAAGACCCUGGUGCACCUCUCUACGAAAUAUAAGAGACAAUGAGGAGAAAGACUCUGCAUUCAGAGGAAUUUGCACUAUGAUCAGUGUCAAUCCAGGAGGUGUAGUGCAGGAUUUUAUAUUCUUCUGUGAUGCAGUGGCCUCCUGGGUAAAUCCAAAAGAUGAUCUCAGAGACAUGUUCUACAAGAUCCUUCAUGGGUUUAAGAACCAGGUGGGAGAAGAAAACUGGAGGCGCUUCUCAGAUCAGUUCCCGAUGCCGCUGAAGGAACGGCUGGCAACCUUUUAUGGGGUGUAACUGUUUCCACAACACUGUGCCUCAUCACUGGGGUCAUUCACUAUGGGAGACAAUAUGGGGAACCAUCCCAGGGAACACGUUACCCUUUAUCGGGGGGAAGGGUCUGCCUGUUGAGGGAAGGGAAGGGGUGCGGACCCCUCCCCGACCUGGUGGACGGGGUGGGAGGGAGGUGGUAGCUGCAGUUCUCAGUGCCCCUAUGCAUAGGCUGAGGGGGGAAAGGGACUGGCAGAACAACCUUAUCAUGGGAGGAAAAUUCAUGUAAUUACAUCUCAGUCAGAAAUAAUGAACUCUAUCACCUUUUUUUCUCUCCAUUUAUUCCCUGAAUAUCUCAAGAAAUGAAAAGCAAAAAUGGAGAAAUCUUUGCAAAACCCUGUAAAGCAUUUGCUCUUUAAUUUUGGUUAGCUAAGAUGAAAGGUUAAUUCAGAAAAGUAUCUACAGGGCAGAUAAUGCAUUGAUGAGGAGAAGACUGUUCUUAAAACAAGAAAUAUAGAGUAAAGUUGAAGGUUCAUUGAGAUGUAUUUUCUCUGAAUACAGCUAGCUUAAAGCUAAGGAUUAGCAGCUGAUAUUGACAAUGCAUUUUAUUGGCUCCAGCUCUGGAAAAUACACUUUAUAAUGCUGCAUAUCACCACAAAAAAGUUAUUGCCUACAUUGUUAUCAGAUUAUUUCCUAUACUUUAGCCGGGCAGAGGCUGUUAAUUAUGUCACUGGAGAGCACAAGAUUUUCAUUUAAGAGCAGCUUUUCUGAGAAUAGGUAGCAUGCUUCUAUCAUUGUGGAAAGCUGUUGAACUUUAAUGAUGUGUGUUGCGUUUGACAGCUGUUGUUGCCCUUUGAUAAGGUUCUUCUUUGAUCUUGUAAUUUGUAUUUACAGUAUUUUUAUUUCUUCUGCCAGAGAAUUACGGCAAUCCGCUGUAAUGUAGCAUGACAGGGUUUACACACUGAAUUUCUGAAAUGUGUAAAAUCUUGGCUGUGAUGUAAUGUUGGAGUGAAUCUCUGUUUUUGGUCUUGUGUGAAUGUGACAUGGACAUUCAUCAGCAAGCAUAUCAAAGCUUUAGAUGCUUACAUAUUGUCUGAGCCUCGUGAAAGGAAAAUCGAAGGAGAAGCAUGCAGGUUGGCAUCCUGUGUGUUGGUCAAUUUGAUCUUUUUGUUUAUCGGACUUUAACCACAACAAACACAAAUCCCGUCUGAGUGAUUUUUUGUGACUUUGGCUGUCAGAACCAUGCAAUCCAUCAAAUCAAUGUUAAAUAUGUUUAUUUCUCAAUGUACUGAAGUUUUGUUAUUGGUUGUUUGGCUUCUUGUGCUCAAAGCAUGAUCUUGAGGAUGACUGUAAUGUUUUGGGUGGUUGUCACUGUGGGGUACUUGGAUGCUUUCAUCUCUUGCAUGUUGGUGGCCCCUCACACCCCAACAUAUAGUGGGAAGGGGAUCGCGGGAGGGAAGGGGAGCUUCAAUUCAAGUUUUAAAAAGUAACCAUUUAUGUAUUGCAACACUGGGACUUUUAUAACUUCACAUGAAUCGUGCUGGAGCGUUCUCCCUAAACUUUUACCCCAUAGCUGGAUGUAUAGUUUUUAAAUACUGUGAAAGUACAAGAAUGUUAAUGUCUCUGCUUGUUUUGCGCUGUUCUAUUUUUUAAUUAUCCAAGUGUUUAAGUUACAGAUGGCCUGAGUGUAUUCCAUGAUGGUUUGGGGAGAUAGGAAGAUUUUUUUUGUUUGUUUUCUUUUUUUUAUGCCCAGCCAGUCAUAUGUCCUCUGCUGGCCAGAGUAAUAACUGCAGUAUUUUAAUCCUUUGCGAUGCACAUGACAUGCACUUAAAAUUUUUAAUUGCAAGUGCUUGUAAUGAAUGAUGCAGCCAAACACUUUAGAAUAUAACCUUAGUGUUAACACAGAUUAUUAUUAAUUAAGUAUUGCUGCUAAAACGUAUUUACCUAAUGCAAUAAGCAUCUUGAUGCAAUUGGGUUGUUAGAUUGUGGAGGUAGUGUGUUAGAUUCAAUAUAAAAUAUAUAACUGGUCUUAGGUUAAGCAUUUAAUGAGAUAAACGGUGAAUACAGGAUAUAAUGCAUCAUGGAAUACAGAGGCAAAUCCUUGUAUGUGUCACAUCAUUUUAUGUUCUGAAGUGAUUUUCGUCUGUCACAUUCCAGCUGUUUGGCAUGCAAAAAAUGGAGUAAUGAUGGCUAGAUGGGGUGUGUACACAGUCCUGUUUUUCUUUCAUUGAAAGAGUGUAGGUCUUAAACACGCCAAACAAUCCCCAUUGUUACUGUGCUGUAUUUCUGACUUUACUGCUGCUAUACAUUGUAGUCGUGUUUCACCACUUGAAUAUGUGUUUUCUAUGUGUUAACCUCAGGUUGUUAGUGUCCAGUGUUACUUGUUUUUUAUCAUUUCCCCAAUGUGUACACCUAUAUGCAUCUCCUCAACAACUAAAGGUUAGUAAAAAAGCUGGCCCUUCAUAUUAGAAAUGGAUAACCAUGGGUGUUAAUUGACUUUAGUGAUAACAAUGUGUGCAACACUGCCAGCUGUCAAAUGUGAUUACAGUUGGAAAGCAGGGGGUGUAAGAACAAUUCAGAAAUGGUAACAGGCACAUACUUUAUGUACUUUUUGUCAAAAGUGAUUGUUAUCAGACGACGGUAAAUAGUGUAAUAUCUACACAAUGCCUUGAGAGCAAAUACUUAGAGGUUUUGUUGUUUUGCAAUACAUAUACAGUAUACUGUAUCUAAAUAAACACUUCAUUUCAAAGCAAAGAAAUUGAUAGACAAUUUUAAAAACACUGUUCUAAACAAGUUUGCAGAUAAGUUUGACUUUCUAUGAAGCUUUAUUGAAAAUUUUUACUCUAUAAAGCAUCCACCAAUAUAAAGGAAUGUCUAGUCAAAGAGCUCCUGUAUCCUAUAAUUCAAUUAGCCUUUAAACUUGAUUAGAUUAUGCCUUCAUCUUUUUUGCUAAUAAAAGCGAAACAUCAUUUUGAUAGGCAUGGUUUUUGAUUUUUUUUUUCUUUUUAAUAAGCUGCUGAAUUUUUAAAAACGUAAUCCUUUUGGGGCCACCAAAUAUUUUGGAUCAUGCAAAGACUCUAUAUUGUACUGUAGUAAUUUUGUAAUAUUUGUAAGAUGAUAUAGUGGGUGUGACUGGUUACCAUUGCUUGAAUCUGUACAUUGUUCCAAUAAAUUGUUUACAUUA